AUGUCUGUCGGUGUGGGCGAAGCAUGGGCGAAGCCGAAGCGGGCGUCUAAAAAUAGGCAUCCCGAGCCGCCUUGGCGCUUAAGACCACACCGUUCGGCACCACAGAACGACUCUUCUGUGUUGGACUUGACGUCUCCACAGUUCGCAUAUAGCACUAACCCAUGCACUACUAGCGUUACGGUGCACGCUGAGCAGGGCUCCGCCUCGCCUCGCCUUGCGUUCCUCCCUCCCUCCCUUAUCUUCUCCGUCUCCUCCGAGGAUGUCCCUCAUGUCCCUGCUCCUGCGUCCGCCCCGACUCGGACACGCAUGGAACUAGGAAAGGACACGCACUUCUGGGUGUUGCACAACGAAUCGAUUCUACUCCCUCCCUGGCCACUCACCACCACCACACCACUACCACCACCACCCAACUUCAAGGAAAUGGCUACCAACCUUAACCUCUCCGAAUGUACCGCAACGUUCCGCACCAAAGCGCACUACGAGCACCGCGACAGGCUGCAGCACGUCACCGGCACCUUAACUCACCCCACCCUGGGCGAGCUUGCCACUGUAAGCUGCCUCCAGAUCCACGGCCGCAUGUGGUUCAAGCGCCACGGCGACUUCCUCGAGAUGAUGGAUGACGACAGUCAGGAGUUGCACGAGUUCUCGGUGACGCUGUUUGAUAAGGACAGUAAUGUGCGUCCGUGGCUUGUGGAUGGAGGGGGUGCGAGGAGCGGCUCGGGGUGUUGGGGCAUGGAGCUGAGCGUUGGGGAUAUGUUGUACAUUAAGGAUUUGAAUGUCAAGGAGGAGUUCAGGAGACGCGGUGUCGGCUCGUACCUCCUUCAGAAACUCUUGGAGUCACCGCAUAUGGGAUACAGAGGCCAUGCGUUCUGUUGGCCGACGCCGAUUGGCUUUAGGGGCGACAAGGCUGAAUGGGCGAGAUUGCAGGCCGCAAUCACUGCCUUCUACCGUAAGAACGGCUUCCGCCGCAUCGGGCUCACAUCCUUCCUCGCCUAUUCCCCUGACCCAUCCCACCCCUCGCGCACGCUCGACGCAGCCUCCGACCCCGAAACGCCCUCCAUAGAGUUCGGCUCCAACAACCCCAAUGCCCCAGAUCUCAGUGCCGACGAAACGAAAGCGCAGUACCCCCUCCACUGCGCGAUCUCCAACACCAAAGAUCCCUCUAUCAUCCAGCUUAUCCGGGUAGCGCACAAUAUCGAUGCGGCCAGUAUCAGGAAGCACGACGUCAACGGGUUGACGCCCGUGCAUAUAGCCGCUUCGGGCGAGAACUUGCAUGCCCUGCGUGUACUGCUGGAGCUCGACCCGAGUGGGAUAGCCAAGGAUUUAAAGGACGCACACAACAGGGAGGGGAUGACGCCCCUUGAGGCGCUGAGGUCAUCGAUGCGCUCGAUUAGGGAGUUCAGCGAGACCUUGUUGAGUGCAUGGAAGGGCUAUACGGACGAGGGGCUGCGUUGUGAGUAUAUCAUGACGAAAGCGAUGGGGUUGCCGCUGGGGGUGGGGGAGGAGACGGAGGAAGAGUAUGUGAAGAAGAGGAAGUUUGGGUGUACGUGUGGGAAAUGCACGGGUGGGUGGCUGUCGCCUAGGAUGAGGUUCCGUCUGACAGCUCAAGCGGACAUUCAACAUGACAUGCUCCGUAUGGAAGACUACCAGUUUGAAGCGCGCCGCCCCCUCUCCUCCGCCGAGCUCCUCUACAGCACGCUGGACUACGUCCCACUCGUCAUCCGGCAGGAAAUCUACAAGACAUUCUACGUUGGGUUCUACACGAUCUUCCACGCGAUAUCCCUCGUGCUCGGAAGACGACCGCAGGGGCCAGCCAGUAUACCGACCCCUCAGGUGGUUCUAAUUGAGGCGCUCGCACUCGAACCCAGAGCUGUACAGUUCUACCUGGGCAAGGGGGGAAAGGUGGAGUAUGUCCUUGACGCAACGGUGGAUAUCGCGAGGGAGCAAUCGGCGCUUGGGGACGGAACGUUCGAGGAGACGUUCGAUACUGAUGAAGUCGGAGGUGGGCAAGGCGAGAGAUAUGUGGAAUUGCCGAAGUGUGCAAAUGAUUUGGAGUUCGAUAUCGUUAGGAGGAACAUUGGGCUUGCAGGGGGUCUUGUGUGGGGGCCUUAUUAUGAAAGGGACGAGGAUGAGGAUGGGAUGGAGGUUGAUGACGAUGACGACGAUUCGGACUGA
This is a messenger RNA of Cyclocybe aegerita, 2175 nucleotides long. The record is from the annotation of a GenBank genome assembly. Lineage: Eukaryota; Fungi; Basidiomycota; Agaricomycetes; Agaricales; Hemipholiotaceae.